AUGGUGUCCUCUCUUGCUGCGCAGUUAGCGCAGAUCGCCGCCAACUCGAAGGCUUCCUUGGAUGUCAAGGCGCAAAAGGCCGCCCAUUCCAAGUCCUUAAUCUUCGAGCCGCGAGUUGCUGCGACCCAGAGCUACCAGACUCUUUACACGAUAUGCUCCGAGGGCUUCGAGGAGCUUUGCGAGCUCGAUGGCCGCUUCAAACCCUUCUCCAAGACGCUCUUCAGCGAGCAGAGCAUGAGCGAAGACCGAACCCAGAUGACUGCUGCUGAAAAUGCCGAAUUGGACAAUAAAGUCGAGUCCUUCCUCCGCCUUGUCGGCAGCCGGUUGAGGCUCAUGCCUUCGAUCCGGGCCCUCGAGUGGCUCGUUAGGAGAUUCAGAAUUCACGAGCAUAACACCAAGUCCCUCAUCACAACCUUCCUCCCGUAUCACUCGAUCCCUGCAUUCGUCACCUUGCUCUCGAUCCUCCCGCCCAAGAUCCCUCACGAGUACCGAUUCUUGAGCCCCUACAUCAAGUCGCUCACCUCCCCCCCGCGAUCCGUCUUGGUCCACGAAGCGAUCCACAAGGCCGACUUCCUCAGCACCCUGUCCGAAUACACGCUUGAGGCAUGCAGGCACCAGCAACAAUACCCAACUUUGGUCUCGUUCUGGGGUGGCGUAAUGACGGAGGCUGUAAACGGGCUUCUCGAGAACAUGCGAUCCGGCCGCGCCGCUGUUCAGCAGGACAACAACGAAGCCUUCUUGCACCGCGUCGGGCCUACGCUAGCCGAGGCAAUGUCGAUGAAGAAAGUCCCCAACAUGCAGAUUGCCUCCUACAUGGCUGUCACUGUCGUUGCGGCCAAGGGCAGCUUUGACGAUGCGACUCUCUCGGCCUUCAUGGAGCAGAUCGUUCACGGCUGGACCAGCGAGACUGUUCGCCCUGGGCUCGUCUGCUUGUGCAUUCUGGCGCAGUACCGGUCGGCGAAACAGCUUUCCGGAAAGGUCACCAAGGCCUUGCUGAAAGUCCAGAACCUUGGCGAGAUUCUCGUCGAACUGGGCCAGGAGAGGAGAGUUGACAAGCUCACCAACGGACUCUGCAUUGCCUUUAUCGAACGCUUGUGCAAGAAGGGCGACGCUCGCGGUCUGCCCAUCAUCCGCGCCAUCUUGAUGAGCAAGAUCUUGAAGGAGAAGCAGAUUGCUGUCAUUUUCAAGUCUCUGGUGCUGGCUGCACACAGACUCGACGACAACGUUGACAAGGACGGUGAAAUUCGCAAGGAGCUUGGCUCAACAUUGAUCGAUCUUUCUCGCUUCUCCGGGGAGACUAGUGAGAUCAUCCGGACGGUCCUAGAAGAGGUCGAUUUCGAUGUCGAGGAGCUGGAAAUGAAGCUCGACGUUUCCAUUCGCCAGAGAAAGGCCUUGCCAGGCAGUCAGGAGGACGUCGAGAUGGACGAGCCCAAGUCCGCACCCGCAAAGGAGGACUUGCGAGAGACCAUCCAGGAGUUGUCGGGCCAGAAGCGCGCUCUCCCCUCCUGCCUUUCUACUAGCACUGGGGAGGUCUACGACGAGUUCAGCCGACUUUUCCUCCGCGUUGUCUCCCAGCAAUCCGAGGACCCGACUCUGCUUGCUGAUUUCGACCAGCUGCCGUCCCUCAGCCGACAGACGGCAGUCAGCGAUCACACCUACAUCACCUUCUUCGUUCGCAUCUGGUCAGGUCCUUACCCGACUCUCGCCCGCGCGGCCGCUGUGGACGCGGUCAGAAGACGUCUCAGUGAUGGCGACGGCAACGACCUCGAUUUCCAAGCUCUCAUCCCCUACUGCCUCGUCGCUCUGGUCGAUUCUUCCAAGAAGGUCCGCCGUGCAGCUGCCGAGCUCCUGAUCCAGAUCGGCCAUUUCUUCCCCCAUCAGUCCAAGGCUGCGAAGAAUUCUGUCUGGGGCGGUAAGAAGCUAUACGACGACAGCUCCAAGGUGCAAUGGCUGGACGCCGAUGUUGUUUCCCGCCUUCUUCACGGCGUCAUCCUUCCGGCCCUUGAGGAAUGUAUCAUGCACGAAGACUACAUUCGCGCGGUGCUGCACUCGACGCUCGAUAGUAGCGCGAAGAACGAAGGCAGCGACGGGAAGAAGGCACUCAGCUCAUCGGGUAGAGCAUCGAUCCUAUCAUUCCUUGCCAGUCACGUUGUUGCGACACCGCUGCUCAGGGUCAAGUCCAAUCUUCUCUCAAUCCUUAACCGCAUCAGAGGAGUGUCGUCUACUUCAAGGACGAAGGUGCUGCUGCCGGCGUUCCAGUGGUGGGCUUCCUUGUCUUCCGAAGAGACGACCCGUCUUUCCGAGGCCGAGGAGGUGGACCAGGCUGUGCUCCACACCAGAUUCGCCGAGAUUGUUGUGCCGAACGACAGCGAGGGUCUGGAUUGCCUCCUCUCCAUCGUCAAGGACCCUGCUUCUGCUAAGCGCCCGGAGCUGGUCCGAUCAAUCUCUGCCCGCAUCCGAUCCAUCUGGAGUUCGAUGAAGGCCGACACCAAGUUCGACGUCGCUCAGACAAUGCUGGAGCUCUCUCAAGCGCGACACGCAUCCCAGGACGAGGAGGACAUCAUUGCUGAUGAGGCUGCCGAUUUCCUGAGGAACGUCGAGCUCACCACGGACAUCCUUUCCUACUUCCUCGAGUCCAUUCAGACGGGCACGAAGAUCAUCACCGAGCCUCCGGCGAACAAGCGACGCAGGACCAGCUCAUCUGAGGCCAACCGCGUAGUCACUGCGCAAGCCAGUGCCGAGCUCAGUGCGACGUUGAGAUCAGUCACCUUUGUGCUCCAGCUCGUGGAUGGCUCCAACCCUGCUUCCCACCCCGAGCUCCUUGACAGUCUCUUCGGCACCCUCUCCGAGCUCCAGCAUUUCCGCACCGUCAUCGGAUCCGAACUCGGCUACCUGCAAAACCUGGUGCUCACGAGCUUGAUCGCGAUGGUGCCCGCUUACAGAAACAACAAGAGCCUGAAGAUUGACGGCUCAGGGGGCCACGGCGACCUGCUUGUCAACUGCAUCCAGAAGUCUUCCAGCCCGAUCGUGCAAAACUCGGCCUUGCUUCUGAUUGCCAGCCUUGCCACUGCUGCCCCUGAUCUAGUGCUCCAUAGUGUGAUGCCCAUUUUCACCUUCAUGGGCGCCUCCGUCCUCCGCCAGAAUGACGAUCACUCUGCUCAUGUGGUUAACCAGACCAUCAAGGAGGUCGUUCCGCCUCUGAUGGCGUCCCUUAAGAAGGGCAAGCGGAACCCGGUCGCUGGCGCCGCUGAGCUGCUCGCAAGCUUCGUUACUGCGUACGAGCACAUCCCUGCGCACCGCAAGCAAGGCUUGUUCGUUGCUCUCAUCAACACCCUUGGCCCCGAUGAAUUCUUGUACGCCUUGCUGGCGAUGCUGGUCGAUAGAUAUGGUCCUAACGACAGCCUGAUGGCGUUUGCGUCUGAACUCCUGGGCGUCUACAGCGCCGAGGUGCAGCUCCAGACCUUAGCUAAGCUCCUGGACUUGAUCAGUGACAUCUUCAAGCCCAAACCCGGUUUGUCGGCUACCCUGCUGGGCGUCGGAGAGGACUUGGCGGAGAAGAAGCCCGAGACCAGUGCCCUUCAGCAGCUGACCGUCUUCCCGGCUCUCCUUUCCAGCAGAAAGCUCCGAAAGGAGAUCACCGUGCUCACGGAGAGGGACGACAUGGAUUCUUCCAAGAUUCGGGACUUGUACGCCAUUCUCCUCAGGGAUGUCUUGGCCCUGGCUGAGACCGUCAAGCAGCAAAAGGCGUUGCACGAAUGCUGCGGUAAUGCCCUGGCUAACCUGCUAAACCUCCUGUCCAUUGGCGAGUUCAUCAAGUCGGUCGAGAAUCUCCUAGACCGUACCGAAAUCGACCUCCGCCGCAAGGUCCUCCGGGCCCUUGAGGUCCGCGUGGACCAAGAGAGCGUCGCAGACGUCGCUUCCAGGACGGCAUUGCUCGCUUUCCUGCCGCAACUCACCGCCGCGAUCAGGGACACCGACGACAUCAAAUACAAGCACAUCGCCGUUGCCUGCGUGGACAAGAUUGCGGAGAAGUACGGCAAGAAGGAUAUCGAGGCCGUGGCAGGCGCUGCGGCGACCAUUGCCGGACCUCACUGCCUCGGCCAGCCCGAUGCCCGCCUGCGCGUCAUGGCCCUGCUCUGCCUUGCCUCUCUUGUUGAUGUUCUGCAAGACGGAAUCCUGCCUAUUGUCAACAUUGCCAUUUCCCAGGCCAUUCUCUACAUUGAGCAGUGUGUGAAGGACAAGACGACAGCAAACGAACUGCACAACGCCGGCUACGCGUUCAUCACCGCCCUGGCACAGCACCUACCUUACAUGAUCUCUGCGAAGCACCUGGACAACAUCCUCCUUGCCUCCAACAAGUCGGCUGAGGCUGAUUUGGAUAGCGAAGCCGACGAUGAGCGCCUCAACUGCCUGAGGUUCCUCGCCAGAAAGGUCGAGGCCAAAACCAUGCUGGGCAGCUUGGAGAAGAACUGGAUCCCGGCCACCGAGGCAGGUUUCAAUGCAACUGAGGAAUGGGUUGACGUCUUUGGCGUCGUCGUCGAGAGCCACACCAAGUCCAUUGUCACAAAGAACGUCACAUCCUUGUCCGCGAUUCUCCUCAACUCGUUGGACCUCCGAAGACGCGAGAACACAAAGGACAAGCUCACCAACGCAGCAUCUCAGCGCGUGGCCAAGAUCGAGGCAUCCAUCAACGACGUUGCCCUCAAGAUGAUUUACAAGCUGAACGAUGCGGCUUUCAGGCCUAUCUUCACUCAGAUUGUCGAGUGGUCUACGCAGCUCCCCAAACAAGAUGUUACGGGGCGCGCACUGCGUCGUUUUAGUGUCUACGGAUUCUUGCACGUAUUCUUCGAGAGCCUGAAGUCGAUCGUCACAAACUACGCGACUUACAUUGUGGACGACGCCGUCGACAUCAUCAAAGCAUGCGACGUUAAGCUGCCGGAGCAGAAGGAUCUGUGGCAGCGUGUCCUCUCCACUCUGGCGAGGUGCUUUGAGCACGACCAGGACGACUUCUGGCAGGCGCCCGCGCACUUCAGCAAGGUUGCACCCGUUCUCACUGCGCAGUUCCUCAACGCCGAUUCUGUGGAUCUGUCGGCUGAGUUGAUCCCCGCGGUUGUGGAGUUGGCGUCUGCGGCCGACUCCCAGGAGCACCAGAAGGAGCUCAACAGCGCCAUCCUCCGCCACCUGCGGUCUGAGCAGGCAGCCGUCCGUCUGGCAGCCGUCAAGUGUCAGCAGGAGCUCGCCGAGAAGCUUGGCGAGGAGUGGCUGUCGGCGCUGCCCGAAAUGCUGCCCUACAUCAGCGAGCUCCAGGACGACGACGAUGAGGUUGUCGAGCGGGAGACGCAUCGGUGGAUCGUUAAGAUCGAAGGGGUCCUUGGCGAAAGCUUGGACUCCAUGUUGCAAUAG
This is a messenger RNA of Colletotrichum graminicola M1.001, 5403 nucleotides long. Its product is annotated as BP28CT domain-containing protein. The record is from RefSeq and is a predicted model, not a curated record. Gene Ontology annotation, biological process: positive regulation of transcription by RNA polymerase I; maturation of SSU-rRNA from tricistronic rRNA transcript (SSU-rRNA, 5.8S rRNA, LSU-rRNA). Gene Ontology annotation, molecular function: snoRNA binding. Gene Ontology annotation, cellular component: 90S preribosome; t-UTP complex; small-subunit processome. The transcript is spliced from 3 exons. Bases 1 to 5403 code for a protein of 1800 amino acids. NCBI's taxonomy places the organism in Eukaryota, Fungi, Ascomycota, Sordariomycetes, Glomerellales, Glomerellaceae.